AUGGCUGAAAAAGUACAGGUGGUGUCACGCCUGCGUCCACCCUUACGCCCCAACAGUCCUCUUUCUGUGGUGCCAGUGGACGAGCAACGCUUGUGCGUGGCUAAUCGUAGGGUGUACGACGUGGAUCGUGUGUAUGGUACCAAUGAUUCUACGGAGUAUAUCUUUUAUGAUCGUGUGGCUGCCCUUGUAGACCGCUUCCUCACUGGUUAUAACGCCACGGUGCUCGCCUACGGGCAAACCGGAAGCGGCAAAACUUUCACAAUGAGUGGCCUCAUGCCGUUGAUCUUACGGUACACUGUGGAGCGUAUGGGCGGUCACACAAAGAAUUUGAGUUUUCAGUGUGUGGAGGUAUACGGUGAGGUAUUGAGAGAUUUACUUACGAGCGAUCCAGCUGGAUCGGCAAAACACCUCCAUAUACAUGAAGUGGACAGCAGUGCUAACAAUAGAAAUGGCACGGCAAACAAUCUCAAUGCUAACAACUGCGGUGCAUCCGUGGUUGUUGUCGGUGCUGCGCGCGUAAAGGCGCGAAACUUUGAGGAAAUACAAGAAAUUAUAGACUACAGCAGCAAAAUGCGCGCGACAGGGGCAACACAGAUGAACGAGCACUCAUCCCGAAGUCAUAGCAUCUUCACAAUAUUUAACCAUGAACAACAGUCCAAACUCAACCUUGUUGAUCUUGCGGGUUCGGAGCGUAACAAAAAAACACACAAUGUGGGUCAGAGGUUUAGGGAGAGCUGUGCUAUCAAUGGGGGAUUGCUAGCCCUCGGCAAUGUUAUUCGUGCCCUUAGUCGAAAUAGCUUUAGCCAUCCUGAGGCUCCUCAGCAUGUUCCGUAUCGCAGCAGCAAGCUGACGCGGCUGCUACAGGACUCACUUGGAGGUAAUAGCACAACGCUUCUCAUUGCAUGUGUGUCCGCAGAUGCCGACAACACGGGUGAGACGGUACGCACAAUGCAGUACAGUGCUCUUGCCGCAAGGAUUUUGAACGAACCGUUUUUACGUUUUGAAGGUCCCGCAGCAGCGUCUUUGGUGGAAGUGGAGGACGACGAAAAACGGCAGGAUGAGCACGAGUGUCAACGGAAUGAUAAUAGUGCUGCCGCCGGUGGAUCCACGGAGGUAAUACGACUAAGGAAGCGUGUGGCCGGUUUAGAGGAGCACCUGCAGCGCUGUCGUGAGGAGCUCAAAAAUGACGAGGUGGCCUUCGCCCAACAGAUCAAAUACACCAAAAUGCUGCUUCAGGAGAAUGAGCAACUGAAGCAACGCAUAUCGUCCCUUGAGGGGUUCGUACCCUCCCCUUCUAUGACACCACCGGCGACCGCAGCGGCGGCAGCAGCAGCUAGAGAGAUGGAGAUAAAUAGUGCCCGGCUUCGAGAGAGAACGGCACUGUGGCAACAACUACAUAAACACCGGCGGGGGAGUCCAGAGGCUGUUCAGCAGAAAUUGUCCGGGCAGGAGCCAUUGGCCUCCCAUCGCCUGCGAUCCCCGCUAAUGGACGCGUGUGGGUUUGCUCCAAUUAAUGAAUACAGUGGUCAGGAGUAUUCAUGGGAAGGAGAAAAGACGGUUAUAAGUACACAAUCUCAGCAACAGCAGCACUUGUUCGGCACAAACCCAGCUUUGCACAGCACAGCAUGGAAUGAGCCAGCCAAAGUUGUAGAAUUACCCGAGAACAUCAGUAAUAUCAAUCAUAUAAAUGAUAGCGGAUCCUUGUACUACGAGUCUGAAAAGCAUGUAACCGGAAGGGAAGAACAGCUCAACUUGCUGGCAAAGGAGGCGUUAUAUUACCAAAACAGUAACAGUGAGUUGCGGCGGCGUCUUCGCGCAGUGAUGGCUUUAUAUGAAGCACAGCAACAAGAGGCCGCAAUGCUGCGGCACGAAGUGGAGCAGAUUCGUGAACUCAUCGACGGGAGGUGUCAAGUAUAA
Trypanosoma brucei brucei TREU927 is the source of this 1917-nucleotide messenger RNA. RefSeq names its product kinesin, putative. Gene Ontology annotation, molecular function: microtubule motor activity; microtubule binding; ATP binding. Gene Ontology annotation, biological process: microtubule-based movement. The coding region runs from base 1 to 1917 and encodes 638 amino acids. The transcript has a single exon. Lineage: Eukaryota; Euglenozoa; Kinetoplastea; Trypanosomatida; Trypanosomatidae. The record is from RefSeq and is a predicted model, not a curated record.